AUGAUUUUCAAGUCCACCUUCCUCAUGGCAGGCACUCUAUUCAUGAUGGGCGUUCGCGCCGACUGCGGUACCCCAGUCGUCACUUGCGAGACCACCGAUGGCAGUCCCGACGCCAAAGACGUCGAAGAUGCGAUGGGCUACUGGCGCCAAAUCGCCGGCCUCGGCAAAGAUACCUGCGGUGAUUCUGGCUGUGCUCAGCCCCAUGGCUCGGGAUGCCACGACUCUUCGGUGAAAUCUGGUACCGCCAACAUCGUUUUGUGCCAGGAUGACUCAUCGUCCUCAACGGCCAUGUGUGGUGAUUGCAAUUGCAUCGCUGGCUAUCUGCAAGCUGUUAUCGAUCAGUGUGAGAAUAAUGGCAAGAUCGGUGGAUAUGCACAUGUGCCUAUGGGCAGCAACUACAUCAACUAUGAGUUUGUCCACACUUAA
Molecule: messenger RNA, 426 nt
Organism: Penicillium mononematosum
Lineage: Eukaryota; Fungi; Ascomycota; Eurotiomycetes; Eurotiales; Aspergillaceae
Exons: 1
Coding region: 1-426 (141 amino acids)
Source: RefSeq, a predicted model, not a curated record